UAUGCAAACCUCAACAAAUACAUACAUUUUCUCAAAAACAAAUUCGAUGUGCAUGCGGGAUCAAGUGUCAAUACCUAUGUCAAACAAAGACGACAAAAGAAAAAGAAGGUGAACAAGGAAAAACAUGCAGAAGAGUGUGUCGUCAAAAGCCAUGUUACCGGCCAUCAAUACACAAAGUUUACCACUAUAGCCUAGCAGGUGGUCUUUGUAGAAU
Schistosoma spindalis is the source of this 214-nucleotide messenger RNA. Lineage: Eukaryota; Metazoa; Platyhelminthes; Trematoda; Strigeidida; Schistosomatidae. The record is from the annotation of a GenBank genome assembly.